UCUUGUUGGGAACUAUCGUCUUUAUCAUUAUUUAUUUUACACACUGUGCGCUAUUAACACGAAAUGCUGUGUUAAAGAAGAUUGAUUAAGGCUUCGAAUAAUGCCAUGACUUGCCACACAAAGUUAAAGGCACCGCCUCCCACCAGGACUGUGGUGGUGGAGGAAGAUUCUCUAUCGAUGACACUUUUUCAGGAGUUGUGAGUCGAUUCAUUUAAACUUCGUUAAGGUUUCAACUGACCAGUGAGAUGUUCUCUUAAGUUUCCAUCUUGCCCAAGGCCUCCAUUACUGACACACACCAUGGCAUCCAAUAUCAUUGUGGAACAACAAUUUUCUCACAAAUUCACUGUGACUGUUGUCCGAGCUGAGAGCGUCACCAAGGGAGCACUGGGAGACUUGUUGGACACACCAGAUCCGUACGUGGAGCUUUACAUCCCGACAGCCCCAGAGUGCAGGAAGAAGACCAGACACAUAGACAACAACAUCAAUCCAAAAUGGGACGAAACCUUUCACUUCAUACUAGACCCCAACCUGCAGAACGUCUUAAAGAUAACGUUAAUGGACGCCAAUUAUGUGAUGGACGAGACUCUUGGGACCACUUCCUUUGACAUCGCCAAGCUCAAAGUGGGCCAGAAAGGGAUGAAGACCUUCCUUAUUGGCAAAGCAACCAAGGUCUACUUAGAGAUGUUUCUGGAGAUCUGUACCAAAUUGGAUCUACGAUUCAGCCUGGCUCUGUGUGACAACGAAAAGCAGUUCCGGCAGACCCGCCGAGAACGAGUGAUGCUGGGAAUCAAGAAGUUGCUUGACAUGGAAAAGCCGCGUUUCCUUCCUAGCUCACCAGAAGAGGUACCAGUGAUCGCCAUCUCGGGUUCAGGAGGUGGCUUUCGUGCCAUGGUCGGCUAUUCGGGUGUGAUGAAAGCCCUCUUUGAGUCUGGAGUCCUGGAUUGUGCAACCUAUAUUGCUGGUCUCUCUGGAUCCACCUGGUACAUGUCCACUCUGUACUCCCACCCUGAGUUUCCAAAUAAGGGCCCAAAAGAGAUCAACAAGGAGCUCAUGAACCGAGUCAGCAGUAAUCCAUUGAGGCUGUUGCUGCCACAACAUAUAACCAACUACAUCCAGGCUCUGUGGACCAAGAAGGCCUUGGGACAGCCUGUUACCUUCACCGAUAUAUUUGGUAUGCUCAUAGGAGAGACGCUUGUACCUUCGAGGAUGGACACCAAGCUGAGUGACAUCAAGGAGAAAAUCAGUCAGGCCCAAUGUCCUCUUCCUCUCUUCACUUGUCUGCAUGUCAAGCCAGAUGUUUCGGAGCUCAUGUUUGCAGACUGGGUGGAGUUCAGCCCUUAUGAAAUUGGAAUGGCAAAGUACGGCACUUUCAUGACGCCUGACUUGUUUGGAAGCAAGUUCUUCAUGGGGACUGUCGUCAAGAAAUAUGAGGAAAACCCUCUUCACUUUUUAAUGGGUGUGUGGGGAAGCGCCUUCUCUAUUCUUUUUAACCGAGUGCUGGGGGUCAAAGACACAGCUGGAGGCUGCACUAUGGAGGAAGAGUUAGAGCAGAUUAAACCACAGCACAUUGUUGGAGAAGACAGUAUGGACAACGAGGAUGAACCCCGCAAAGCCGGCACAGAGAACCAAGAGGCAGAGGACGAGUAUCAUCGCACUGCUCAGGCCAGCUGGGUACAAAGGAUGUUCACAUCGCUCUUCAGCGACUCAGCCUUGUUUAACACCAGAGAGGGCCGUGCUGGCAAGGUGCAUAACUUCAUGUUGGGCCUGAACCUGAACACCAGCAUGCCUUUCUCUCCUGUCAGUGGGGUCAUCUGCCAUGCAGUUACACCAGAGGAGGAGGUAGACGCUGUCACAGACCCUGAUGAGUUUGACCGCAUCUAUGAACCUCUGGAUGUGAAGAGCAAGAAGAUCCAUGUGGUGGACAGCGGCCUCACCUACAACCUCCCCUACCCUCUCCUCUUGCGGCCCCAACGCACCGUCGACCUCAUCAUCUCCUUUGAUUUCUCUGCACGACCCAGUGACUCCAGCCCGCCAUUCAAGGAGCUCCUGUUGGCGGAAAAAUGGGCUCGUAUGAACAAGCUUCCAUUCCCCAAAAUUGAUCCGAAAGUCUUCGACCGAGAGGGCCUGAAGGAAUGCUACGUGUUCAAACCCAAAAAAGGCGAAAAGAACUGCCCAACUGUCAUCCACUUUGUUCUGGUCAACAUCAACUUCAGGGAGUUUAAAGCGCCUGGUGUUCCAAGAGAGACAGAGAAGGACAAAGAGUUUGCAGACUUCGACAUCUUUGACGACCCCGAGUCUCCAUUCUCCACCUUCAACUUCCAGUACUCCAACGAGGCGUUCACUCGACUCCAUGACCUCAUGGAAUUCAACACCCUCAACAACUUGGAGGUGAUUAAAGAGGCCAUCAAAGAUCGCAUCGUGUUACGGAAAGAGAACCCUUCCUCCCUCACUUUGCCCUUCUCCCUCAGCGAGAUCCCCAAGAAGAGGUUUCUCAAAAGGAAUCCUCACCUUAAACCCUGGAAUCACCAUGGCAACAAUGACCAGUAGUCGCCUGCUUUUGAAUGGAAACUUUCGGCAUUAUCUUUUUGGAAAUGAUCAGAUGUGUCUGUUUCAUCACAUUAGAUAAAAAGUGAUUUUGUAGUCUCAGAAACUGACAUUUGUUUUUGCACAAAAUGGGGAAAAAGUGUUUUUGUUGCCACUGUUUUGUGGAUCAGCUGAUGUUGGGUUUCCCUCUGGCUGAGAGAUAUAUUGAUACUGCUUUUGUUCUACUCUUGAAGUUAAAAGUUAAAGUACCACUGAUAGUCACACACACACUAGGUGUGGUGAAAUUACCCUCUGCAUUUGACCCAUCCCCUUAUUCCACCCCCUGGGAGGUGAGGGGAGCAGUGAGCAGCAGCGGUGGCCGCGCUCGGGAAUCAUUUUGGUGAUUUAACCCCCAAGUCCAACCUUUGAUGCUGAGUGCCAGGUAAUGGGCCCCAUUUUUAUAGUCUUUGGUAUGACUCGGGCGAGGUUUGAACUCACGACCUUAAAGAAAGAUAUGUGCUCUUUCAUCCUCCAUCUUUGCAGCACUUGAAUCAGUGUCCUGACUCAAGUAUUUUUGCGACCAUUCUCAUUAUGCACUCAGCUGUAUUCAACACGCCAUACCUUAGUUUGCGGAUAAGAAUUUUUGUUGUUACCCACCUGAGUGACAUCAUGCAUUUGUUGGAUUAGUAACAAGAUUGCCGAUUGCUAGCCGUCAUUCUAUUGCAGAAAACAUUUUUUUUCCAUUAUUGACCCACCUGAGUGACACACCUAAACAUCUUUAGUGACUUCAUGCAUGUGUUUGAUAGUCACCUAGUAACUACAGUAGUACCUAGUAAACACGGCGAUUGCUACCCCUCAAACAUUUCAAUGUUGUUUAAUCACCCACAGGGAGGGAGCGCCUCACAUCUAAGCGGCCAUUGUGCAAAAACAACACCUGAUACCAUAGAAACGCCCGCGCCGCUUUUUGCUCUCUAACACGGGGAUUAAAGGGUGUGUUUAUUCUCCCGGCCGUGUUGUUUCAGGCUACUUUUUCAGUUCGAGGCCAUUUCCUCGUCUUCCCCUCAAAAAGUGACGCUAUGAUUAGACAAAUUGAGGACAUCAUAAAACUCUGGCUCUCGCUUAGUGGAAUUUUACACACUACACCUACACCUCCAGCACUGCAGGCCUGGAAUCUGACACUUUACACCUCCACCUGCAGGCUGCACACGCCGCAGUGGAAUUUUACACUCAAACGCUUCGGACCGCUCUUCUCCUCAUGUUUCUGGGCAGGAAGACAUCCAGAAAGCCACAAAAAUGUGUUGCAGUACAAAGACACUUUAACAAAAAUGUGAUGGUUUUUUUUGUUUUAUUUAGCUGAUGACUUGUGUCUGUUGUUACACCUUCCCUGUAGUUUGAUCCUGUUGUAUCGUUUUUAGAAGAUAUGCUGAGUCAAGAGUUUCAUGGCCAAUUGAGAUUUUAUCACAAGCAAACUUAUUUUUCAUGAACAUACUGUAUAUUAUACAUACACAAAUAUACACACACAUACAC
Molecule: messenger RNA, 4050 nt
Organism: Nerophis lumbriciformis (worm pipefish)
Lineage: Eukaryota; Metazoa; Chordata; Actinopteri; Syngnathiformes; Syngnathidae
Gene: pla2g4ab
Product: phospholipase A2, group IVAb (cytosolic, calcium-dependent)
Biological process (GO): glycerophospholipid catabolic process
Cellular component (GO): endoplasmic reticulum; cytosol; nucleus
Molecular function (GO): calcium-dependent phospholipid binding; calcium ion binding
Source: RefSeq, a predicted model, not a curated record